AUGUCAUCUAGCGGUUCAACAAAACGUGCAUGCGACCAAUGCCACAUGGUCAAGGAAAAGUGUCGACGGGCCAGUAUCACCGCAUCCUGCCAAAGAUGUUCCCGACUUGGCCAGACCUGUCAAACAGCACGAAGCACAGCAAAGGCAGGCCGGAAGCCACGAGGCACUCGAAAACUAUCAUACACCCUACCACAAUCCACUAUCGCCAUCGAUUCCGACCCUUCAUCCCAGUAUCCGACUCCAUACAACGCCGGGCUAGGCAGCAACCCUGUUAUCUUCUCCGACCUCGAUCAAUGGGAAAGACACUUUUUGAACCUCAUGAAAGAGGACACCGCCAUGUCCUCCCCACUUGAUAAAUUCUUAGUGGGCCCAAGUUUCCACGCCAGCCACCACAUCUCCUUCGUCCAAAACCUGAUCCAACCAACACCAGAGCUGAAAAAUGCUUCGGUGGCGUGUGCCGCCGUCCUUUUUGGAGACCAGUUCUCCGAGCGAGCAGAAACGGUCAUUGACAUCGGUCAUAAACGUGCGGCAAUGGCUGUAUCUUCCCUCCGUUCUUUUCAAUUGCGCGACGAACGGGACUUGACAACGAUACUGGUUCUCAGCGUGGCGAUGAUUACCUUUGCGAUGCACGUUGAGGAUGGACAGCAUUAUCUGAUCGCGCAUUACACGUUAAGUCUGAUCAAGUCGCAAGCUCAGGGUUUGCUUGAUUAUGCAUCGCCUCUGAUGGACCUGUUGAUGUGCCUUGUCUGCACGGAGACGUUUGAAUGCUUGUUGAAAUGCAAAGUUCCAACAUGGAGACUCGAUACAAGAGGUCGUGGAAGAACUGUGGAUCGUUAUCUUGGCUUGAGCUACCCUUUGUUCUGUCACCUUUUUGAUAUAUGUGAAAUCGGCAAUAGUCUUCGGCGCGACGCGAAGGACAGCAGACCCGAUAUCAUGAAAAGGCUAGACAAGACCCAUGCCGAAGUGACUCGAUGGAAACCCUCGUCACCUACAGACCUUCUGGAAAGGUUUACGCACGCUGAGGUCGUGGCAUUGUUUGCGCAGGCCAAGAUAUUGCAAUUGGCUGCUUUGCUGAUCAUCCAUCGGUUGCGGUUCCCAUUUGGCAGACAUGACAGUGUGGCACAAGGCCUGUCUCAGGCUAUCCUUGAUCAAUUUGAUCAUGUUAUUGAGCUAACCGGGCGAUCUGUACCUUGUACUUCGCUCCCCUAUCUGACGUCAUGCUUUGAGAUUCAGGGCGAAGAGCCCAGAAAACAUGCACUGACACGAAGCUUGAAAAUAAUCACAUUCUCAAAGCAAGCACAGAUAAAGUUCACAAAUUCCUUGACAUCAGUCUGGAAGGCUAGGGAUCUGGGAGAGCGGUUUCAUUGGUUCGAAAUCAGCAAAUACCUGUUGCACAACGCAUCUACUGGCAAAUGA
Penicillium verhagenii is the source of this 1416-nucleotide messenger RNA. RefSeq names its product Zn(II)2Cys6 transcription factor. Bases 1 to 1416 code for a protein of 471 amino acids. The transcript has a single exon. The record is from RefSeq and is a predicted model, not a curated record. Gene Ontology annotation, biological process: regulation of DNA-templated transcription. Gene Ontology annotation, molecular function: zinc ion binding; DNA-binding transcription factor activity, RNA polymerase II-specific. NCBI's taxonomy places the organism in Eukaryota, Fungi, Ascomycota, Eurotiomycetes, Eurotiales, Aspergillaceae.